AUGAGCCAGAUCCUGACCCCUCGGCAGGCUGAGGAGCUGCACAAAGCCAUCAUUGCAUACCUCUCUUCGAGCAACCUACCAAAUGCUGCAAAUGCCCUCAGGGAAGAGCUGCAGAUCGGCGACUCAUUUGAUGCUGCCACCUCAAAGAAGUAUGAAGGCCUGCUGGAAAAGAAAUGGACCAGUGUAGUGCGCCUGCAGAAGAAGAUCAUGGAGCUCGAGUCUCGAACCGCUUCUCUGCAAUCAGAAAUCGAUAACGCUACACCGACCUCGCUAUCCCGACGAAACCAAGAUCCCACCAGCUGGCUGCCCCGUUCUCCCGCCCGACACACCCUUCAAUCCCAUCGCGAUCCCAUUACCUGCGUAGCGUUCCAUCCCGUAUUUUCGUCCCUUGCCUCGGGUUCAGAGGACUACACUAUCAAGAUUUGGGACUGGGAAUUGGGCGAGCUGGAGAGGACCAUCAAGGGACAUACGAAGGCGGUGUUGGACGUCGAUUUUGGAGGCCCACGCGGUGCUACCCUGCUCGCAUCUUGCUCAAGCGACUUGACGAUCAAGCUAUGGGAUCCCUCAGACGAGUACAAAAACAUCCGAACGCUGCCUGGCCACGACCACAGCGUCAGUGCAGUGAGAUUCAUCCCUUCGGGAGCGGCAGGCGCCACAGGCAACCUCCUCGUUUCGGCGAGUCGCGAUAAGACACUGCGCAUCUGGGACGUAUCCACGGGCUACUGUGUCAAGACACUACGGGGACAUGCGGACUGGGUACGAGACGUCUGCCCGUCGCCGGACGGCCGUUUCCUUCUAUCGGCCGGAAACGACCAGACGGGCCGGCUUUGGGACAUUAGCGUCGCCAAUCCCGAAGUGAAGUUGAUGCUGGUUGGCCACGAACAUGUUGUCGAAUGUUGCACACUCGCACCGCCUUCCUCGUACAGCCAUUUGGCGACGCUUGCAGGCCUCAAGAAGCCACCGCCAGCGACAAAUACCGCCGAGUUCAUGGCAACAGGAAGUCGUGACAAGGCCAUCAGGUUAUGGGAUGCCCGAGGAAACUGCAUCAAGACUCUUACUGGCCACGACAACUGGGUGCGCGCUCUGGUCUUCCAUCCUGGAGGCAAGUACCUACUCAGUGUGUCCGAUGAUAAGACAUUACGAUGCUGGGACCUGGCCCAGGAAGGCAAAUGCGUCAAGGUGCUCGACGACGUACACGGCCACUUCGUCUCUUGCUUGCGCUGGGCACCUGGUAUCGUGCGGGAGGCAGCAACAAAUGGCGACGGAGCUAACGGCGCCAACGGAACACCAAGCAAGGCAGCAGCGAAGCCGCAGGAUGUCCAGAUUCGCUGUGUCAUUGCAACAGGAAGUGUCGACCUAAACGUGCGUAUCUUUGCCAACUGA
Messenger RNA from Colletotrichum spaethianum, 1383 nucleotides. Its product is annotated as nuclear distribution protein PAC1-1. Gene Ontology annotation, molecular function: microtubule plus-end binding; dynein complex binding. The transcript has 3 exons. Gene Ontology annotation, biological process: microtubule organizing center organization; establishment of mitotic spindle orientation; vesicle transport along microtubule. Bases 1 to 1383 code for a protein of 460 amino acids. The record is from RefSeq and is a predicted model, not a curated record. Gene Ontology annotation, cellular component: nuclear envelope; kinetochore; cytoplasmic microtubule. NCBI's taxonomy places the organism in Eukaryota, Fungi, Ascomycota, Sordariomycetes, Glomerellales, Glomerellaceae.